AUGAAUGAGUCGGAGGAGUUGAAGGAGGGAGAUAAAGCAGAGGAAGGGGAGGUAGAUGAGAUAAAGGACGGGACGAGGAGAUCGAGAAACUCAGGAGGGAUGCAGGAGGUGGAGGUAGAGGAGGAAGAAGUGUUUGAGGAUGCGAUGGAAGAGUUUGAGGAUGCGAAAGAAGGGCAUGGCAUAGAUGCUGAGAAAGACGAGGAAGUAGAGGAGACAAAACAGAUGGAUUGGGACGAAGAGCGUCCAGUGUCCCCUGGGUCCACCGUCACCACGCUGAUGUCCUGCAGCGGACACCUGCCUCCCGCCCACCAGACCAUACGCUGUGGAGACCAGCCUGCGGUGGCACCUGUCCCCCGGGGCCCUGUCGCGCUCCACGGGGCCCCGGUUAGACCUGCUGCCGAACGGCACCCCCUCCCCCAGCCUGGGCGUCCCCGACCACCUGGGACUCUGCGCAACAGAGACGUCCUCACCGAGCUGCUGACAGAGUCAGAGCUGUAUUCCCUGUCGCUCCCGGCAACCACCUCCCUGCGUUGCCGUGCCGACGAAGACGAGGUGGAUUUGACAACGGAGGAACUUCUGGCCAUCCCUAGUGAUGGCUCACUGCCAGUUACCAAGACGACCGCCUACCUCACUGACCUCCGCCACCGCUCCCUCUGUCGCCCGGGCAACUGCUUCAGCCCUCAGCCGGGGGGCUCCUGCCACUCAAGUGGACCACUGGGCGGGGCCAGGGACCGAAGCCACGCCCCCUCACCCAACAAGUGGAGGGACGAAGACAUGGACAGGAAGUGUCUGAGCAGACAGGAAGUGACCCAACUCCAGAACUCACAGUCUGCCGGACCAGUGAUUGGGGCAGACUGCCUUAGCUCCUCCCACUUAUCAGCCUCUUUCCGAGACCUAGGCACCGCCUACUAUCGUCGCAGUUACCAGCCCCCUGGACAUGCCCACUCUGUACAUUGUUCCCACCUCCAAAGCCCAUCUCCCAUUUUGAGAUCACACCACCCCCUAAACAGGAUUGGCCACGCUCAGUGUUGCCACGCCCUGUAUGGUCACGCCAACCCGCAACAGCCAAUGGAUGGCCAGCUGGCUGCGAGCCCAUCGGGAUUCUGGGAAAAAGCAGGUUCCAUACCCCACCGUGUCCCCGCCUGGUUGGACCAACUCCCGGGGAGGACGGGGGCAGUCGAUGAGCGCCGCCUCCUAUUGGCCGGCACAGGACACGACCCCAAAGGACACGCCCCCAUAGGAUGCACCAACACGGGACACGCCCCCAUGGGAUUCACCCACACAGGACACCCCCAUACAGGACCGCUCACACAGAACACGCCCCCACAGGAUACACCCACACAGGACACGCCCCUAGGAUGUCAAUUGAGUCGAACCUAG
Molecule: messenger RNA, 1380 nt
Organism: Gadus chalcogrammus (walleye pollock)
Lineage: Eukaryota; Metazoa; Chordata; Actinopteri; Gadiformes; Gadidae
Exons: 11
Coding region: 1-1380 (459 amino acids)
Source: RefSeq, a predicted model, not a curated record